AAUUUUCCCUCACAGUUCGGCCAUCAUUGUCUGUUAAGCGGUCUGUUCUUGACGUUCUUGUCCUAUCCCACCGGCCAUGCAAGAAAAAGAAAAGCAAAGAGGAGGCCAACUUCUCCCUGUUUUACUUGUUUGCAUGUUGUUAGCCUGCGCGGGUCUUGUGUUUGCUGUUUACACCCACAAAGAACUCUGCUGGCUGAAAACCCAAAUCCGCGAACAUGAGAAGCUUAUCCAGACCUUACAACUCGGUAACAAUGCGCGAGAUAUCCAGGGGUCAGAGGAAGUUCGUGUCCGGAGAAGCGCUCAAACUUCUUGUACUUGCGUCGGAGCCCCAGGAAGACCAGGCCGGAGGGGGAAGCCUGGAAAGCCCGGUCAUGCUGGCCAACGAGGCCCUCCAGGAUUCCCAGGGAUGCGAGGCUUUCCGGGAAUGUCAGGAGAACCCGGUCCUGUUGGUCCCCCGGGCCCUCCAGGAGAAAGAGGCUUCCAAGGUCCUGUUGGUCCGCCUGGCCCUCCAGGACGUGUACAAGGGACAAAUAAACACAACUUGUUGGGAAUUCAAGGAGAGCCCGGACCUCCAGGAUUCCCAGGGGCACCAGGCUCGCAGGGAAUGCCGGGGGAACCGGGUCCUGCUGGUCCCCCAGGCCCUCCAGGAUUUCCAGGACCUGCUGGUAUGCCUGGACCGCAAGGUGUCAAGGGAAAUCGCGGUGACAUUGGUGGUUCAGGAGUUGCAGGAACAACACGCAAACACAAUUCGUUAGGAUUACCCGGAGAACGCGGUCCUGCUGGCCCGCCCGGCCCGCCCGGCCAGCCCGGCCCUCCAGGUUAUUCCGGACCUGCUGGUAUGCCCGGGCCGCGAGGCUUCAAGGGAAGCCGUGGUUUUGAUGGACUCUCAGGACUCCCAGGGAUACAAGGCCCACCGGGAAUGCCCGGGGAACCCGGUCCUGUUGGUUCCCCGGGCCGUCCAGGAACAGCUGGCCUUCUUGGAUCUGCGAGCCGUGACAGCAUCCAUCUCAUUGGCAACGGACUGAAAAUACGCCAAGUUAACAGUCAACGCGUAAGCAACUGGACGCUGAAGCACAGGGAAGGCAGUAUCCUGUACAACCCAUCCAGCGGACACAUACAGGUGAAGAAAGCCGGUUACUACUUCAUAUACAGUCAAAUGUUUUACUACGAUGGAUCAUCCACCUACAUGGCUCACGCCACAUUCAUCAAUGACGCCAAGGUCAUGGGGAGUAUCGGCAGUGUGAUUGAUUCAAAGAGGUUUCUGGACACCAAGUUUCAUGGCGGGGUAUUCUCACUUCGGGAAAACGACACCAUCUCCGUUCACGUCUCAUACCAUAGUACGUAUUACAUGACUUUUGGGGAAAGCUUUUUUGGCGCGUUUUGGAUCGGAGGUCCGGGAACACCAGACUCCAACAAAGCGAUACCCCCGAUAUCGGGUUCGUGAUCUAGACCUCACCUUACUGCAUCCUGGUACAUCACGCUGAUUGGUUCACAAGUAACAGAAGAAACGAUGUCCCGGAUGAUGAAGACUUCACUGAAAAUAGAAAUAAUGUUAGUUAGAAAACUGAAAGAAUUCAUUAGGUCCUAGUCGUAAGAAUAUUAUAAUAACAGAAAGUUUAUAAGAUAUGUUUUAUAUUUCUUCAUUCAAACGUCAUUUUAUUAGCCUUUUUUGUUUUUUGUUUUACUAGUUGAAUCUAAUUUUUUAAAUCCCAGAUAAUCGUAGAUGAUAUGUUACUGUUUAAUUUGAGUCCCUAUAUCCUAUCAUGUGUCGAAACUUGUAGAAUUGCUCGUUCAUUUGUCGCAACUGACGUUUGUAAGUGUUUAAUUAAGGGCGCCUUUUUCUUAUUUUUUUAAACGUAAUAAAAAAAUCGUUACGUUUGA
Orbicella faveolata is the source of this 1881-nucleotide messenger RNA. RefSeq lists its product as uncharacterized. Lineage: Eukaryota; Metazoa; Cnidaria; Anthozoa; Scleractinia; Merulinidae. Gene Ontology annotation, cellular component: membrane. Gene Ontology annotation, biological process: immune response; glomerular basement membrane development. Gene Ontology annotation, molecular function: extracellular matrix structural constituent conferring tensile strength; tumor necrosis factor receptor binding. The record is from RefSeq and is a predicted model, not a curated record.